AGAUCCGCAGGAAGAUGAGGGAGAUCAUGACUAACCAUGCUACAUCCUGUGACUUGAAAGAAUUGGUCCGCAAGUUUCUCCCUGAGGUGAUUGGAAAGGAUCUUGAGAAGGCAACAUCUAGCAUCUAUCUUCUGCAAUAUGUGUUCAUUCACAAAGUCAAGAUCUUGAAGGCUCCUAAGUUUGAUCUUGGAAAACUAAUGGAGGUUCAUGGUGACUAUUCGGAAGAUGUUGGUGUGAAGGUAGACAGACCUGUAGAUGAGAUGAUGGCUGAGGCUCCCACCGUAAUCGUCGGAGCUUAA
Messenger RNA from Prosopis cineraria, 299 nucleotides. RefSeq names its product 40S ribosomal protein S3a-1-like. Bases 15 to 299 code for a protein of 94 amino acids. Gene Ontology annotation, cellular component: cytosol; ribosome. The transcript has 2 exons. NCBI's taxonomy places the organism in Eukaryota, Viridiplantae, Streptophyta, Magnoliopsida, Fabales, Fabaceae. Gene Ontology annotation, molecular function: structural constituent of ribosome. Gene Ontology annotation, biological process: translation. The record is from RefSeq and is a predicted model, not a curated record.